AUGGAAAAUCUCGGUUUAGAUCAAGUCUGUCUCUUGGCAGCCUUCAUCAUUGUGUUGCUCCUGAACAUGAGCAGAGUUCUCUUUGCUUACCCAUGUAGAUGGAUGGUGGGCAAUGGGGAGUGUGUCUUUGCCCUGGUCACCGGUCCACUUUUCCUCAUGACCAUCUGGAGCCUGGUUUUACUGAACAUCUCAGAGCCGGGCAUCAUACUUCGAGGCUCCUUUGAGGAGAACCCCAGGACAGCAUACACAGCAUGGAUGAAUCAGAGUGCAUUUCCCAUGCCCUGGUGCCCCAUGUGUAGUUUCCACCGGCCACCUCAGACUUUCCACUGUCCCUCUUGUAAUAUCUGUGUGGAGGAGUUUGACCAUCACUGCAAGUGGGCCAACAACUGCGUGGGUCACCGAAACAUCAGGAUCUUCAUGCUGCUGCUGGGGUCCCUUUGUUUGUACCUUGCUGUCCUGCUGGUGACUUGUGUGAUCUUCCUUGUGCGUACCAGAGAUCUGCCAUUCUCCUUGGACAAAGCCAUGGCGUAUCCACACAGUUCCAAGGGCCCCCACUGGGAACAGCAGGGCUUGCAGAGAGGGAGGGCUGGACAGCCAAAGGUGAGUAACGAGGGUGCGGCUGAUGUAGUUGGGGCUAGAGGCAAAAGCCAGUUGCCAAGUCCUGUCAAGGCCAUGUUGAAGCUCUGGGAGCCAGGUGCCACAUUAAGCAUACCACUCAGGCAUUCACUGGAAAAACGUGUGGUACAAGAAACUGAGGUCUCGGGGCAACAGCUGUGUGUGAGAACCUUCUUUGGUAUGGGUCUUGCUGUCAUCCUUGAGCUUCAGAUAACUGCCGGAAUGACUAACAUCUUGAUGACAAGCUCAGGAAAGACUGAGCUGGAAUGA
Messenger RNA from Sciurus carolinensis (gray squirrel), 885 nucleotides. Its product is annotated as palmitoyltransferase ZDHHC19-like. Gene Ontology annotation, biological process: protein targeting to membrane; peptidyl-L-cysteine S-palmitoylation. NCBI's taxonomy places the organism in Eukaryota, Metazoa, Chordata, Mammalia, Rodentia, Sciuridae. The transcript has 5 exons. Gene Ontology annotation, cellular component: endoplasmic reticulum; Golgi apparatus. The coding region runs from base 1 to 885 and encodes 294 amino acids. The record is from RefSeq and is a predicted model, not a curated record. Gene Ontology annotation, molecular function: protein-cysteine S-palmitoyltransferase activity.